AUGAUUCAAAGUUGCGCAACUUUAGACGAUGAAGCUGCUGGGUUUGAAGACAGCGGUGAUGAUGGCUGUAGAGCAGAAACAUCUACUAAAACAGGUCGGAGAAAACAAAAAUCAGCGGACGGUAUUGUCGACCCUUUCGAUUCUAGUAAAUUCCUGGAUUACAAAAGUCCUGAGGAAUCUUCUUUUGAAGACGAAGUUGAUGAAACUUUUCUACUUGGAAUCCCGCUAGAAUUACGCAAAAAUGACACACCGUAUCAGUCUGAUGUUACCCCAAUUAGAGGUUUGGGAGAGAGCUCGUAUCGUCGGAAAACGAAUAAAGCUGUUGACGCUUUGAUUGGGCAAGCGAACGUGCUUUACGCUCGUGGGGAGAAAGCUCAAGCCCGGAUUCUACUUCUUGAGGCUAUAAGGGAAGAACCACGGAAUCCGGAUCCUUACAAGCAAGUCUCAGAUAUUUAUAGAGAGGUUGACAAACUGCACGAGUGUUUGCAAUAUGGGUUGUUAGCUGCGCAUCUCUCUAGCAGAACAACAGCUGCAGAGUGGUCAGAGCUAGGUGACCUUGCGUGUAAGCUUGGUAGAAAUGAAGAAGCAGCUGCAUGCUAUGGAAGGGCUAUUCGUAUAGAGCCAACCGAUUGGACGUACUAUGAAAAAAGAAUUAUAUUGCUUGAUCAGAUUGGGCUGAGACCUCUGGCUAUGAGAACACGUUUACAGGCUGCUCAGCAAAUUGACCAUUCAACCGCUAAUCUUGAUUUUAGUUGGUUCCAGGCUCUUAUAAAAUCGGUAGCAGAGUAUUAUAUAGAGUGUAAUGUUGAAUCUCGAGCAAUAGAGGCUCUAGAAGCAUUUGUUUUGAGGAGUCGCGAGUUUGGUAAAGAUGCUGAGGCGCAGCAUCACACCCUAGUUGGUAUGUGGAUGAGCAAAGGUCGUUUUGAAGACGCAGCAAAGUCUAUUUUCGCACUGUGUCAGGGAAUUACAGCAUUAGACGACAAUGGCAAAUUCAUUUUCGAAAUCAAAUAUGACAAUGCUGGCUACACAAUAAAACCGUUCCCUCCAGCUAAAGUACACAAAUAUGUGAUUGGUGAUUCUCUGGGAACGUACCUUCUGGCGAGGCUGAUAGUUUGCUUCAUUAGAAUGGAUCGCUCAGACUUGAUACCGGGUUUAGUUGAAAAAUUAAAUGAGAGGCAACCUACCGCAGAUGAUGAAGAGUCGUAUCUUCUUAUUCCUCAAGCACAUAUGACUAAGGAACACUUUGUUCCUGCUCAAAAGUUUCUAGAGCAUCUAUUUCACUACGAAAUCUUCAGUGGAUCUGCGGAGGCUUAUUAUUUGUACGGUCAAGUUCUGGAGUCAAGAAAGAAGCUCAAAGAUGCUGCAGUCGCACUUCAGCGAGUCUUAGAUUUGCAACCAUCCCACGUCGAUGCGCGAAUUAAACUAUCUAGAAUUCAGCAACGUUUGGGUUUAACUGAACAAGCGUUUGAAACACUAAGGGACUACGAUCUGGACGCUGGCAGCAGUAUUCCAGUCAGAACUGAAUUUGUUCAAAUUAUAAACGCUGUCAAAGAUGAACGUUUGUUGGUACGUCAGGCAGAUUUUUUGUUGUCUGAGAAACGUACAAAUCAAUUUGUACGAUGUGUUCGUAUGCUAUUGGCUCCUCAUUUUUUUCUAGUUCACCGAAAUUCUACUUCCGUAAAGAAGCGGUCGAGCGAGCCUCUUAUUAGCAACUGCGUGAGAACUGUUGCGCUGAAUGUUUUACAUGGCUCUCAGUUGGAGAAAUACGUAAAGCGUCUUGGUAACUUAGCACUCGCUGAAGAGAGGAGUCUUACAGGACUAACUAGCAUUCAGAUUCACGACUAUUGUUUCAAGCUUUUGGAGAUCUUUCUCAAUCAGGAUCGCUUUCUUGAUGCUCUUCAUAUUUGCUGCUAUGCAUAUCUACAACCUGUAGUCUACAAGACACGGAAGACUAUGGAGACUUUUGAGAAUCUUUUAUUAUACUGUUCACUGAAAGCGAAAGAGUGGCCACUGGCGUUUGAAUACCUCAGGUGUUAUUUUACAAAGUGUGUGAACAACCAUCCACUGCUAGUUCCAACAAAUUCCAGCUUUCUAUUCACAAGGAUUUUCAACUCAAUGAACUUUGUUUUUUGCCACUCACAGAAUGUUAGCUACCAUCGUUAUAUCAUGCGAGCACUUGCGCGAUUGCCUGAUGGGCCAAUGUUUGGAAAGAAGUCACUUGUUCGUACAGCUUUAAGAGUCAUAUCAGGCAACAAUUCGCUGAUUACUGGUGCUUAUCGUCACGCCUUAAGUGAGUAUUUACGGGUUUGGUCUGAUUCUCCUGAUAAUCCAUUGGUUUGCUUAUUAGUAGCCCUGACAUUUGUGCAUAUGGCUUGUAAGAAGGACAUUUACAGUCGCCACAUGAUUGCAUUAAGAAUUUCACGAGUUUUACGUGGUUUAGCUUUCAUGAAGCGUUAUGAAAAGUUACGGGGUCCUUGCCAGGAAACUUAUUAUAAUGUUGCGCGUAUGUUCCACCAGAUGAAUAUCUUACCUGUAGCGAUACACUUCUAUAAUAAAUGUUUACAGGAAGAAAUCCCUCAAGUUCAAAUUACAGAUUUUGACACAGGAACACUAAUUAAAGUUAAGGCUGAAAGGUAUAAUCUGAGACCUAUGGCUGCUCAUAAUCUAGCGUUAAUUUAUCGAGAAAGUGGGAAUAUAUCCAAAGCAACGAUGCUGCUUAAAAAGUAUUGUGCAGUUGCUCUAGCAGACUUUCAGGAAAAACCAAAUUAA
Molecule: messenger RNA, 2769 nt
Organism: Enterobius vermicularis (human pinworm)
Lineage: Eukaryota; Metazoa; Nematoda; Chromadorea; Rhabditida; Oxyuridae
Source: the annotation of a GenBank genome assembly